Messenger RNA from Microtus oregoni (creeping vole), 1351 nucleotides. It is a transcript of the gene Tmed1, whose product is annotated as transmembrane p24 trafficking protein 1. Gene Ontology annotation, biological process: intracellular protein transport; endoplasmic reticulum to Golgi vesicle-mediated transport; Golgi organization. The record is from RefSeq and is a predicted model, not a curated record. NCBI's taxonomy places the organism in Eukaryota, Metazoa, Chordata, Mammalia, Rodentia, Cricetidae. The coding region runs from base 76 to 759 and encodes 227 amino acids. Gene Ontology annotation, cellular component: COPII-coated ER to Golgi transport vesicle; Golgi apparatus; endoplasmic reticulum-Golgi intermediate compartment. The transcript has 4 exons.
UUGCCGAAAUGAGAGGUGGGCGGGACCAAUGCUUAAAGGACCCGCAUCUUGUGAGUAGCGUAGAACGUGAUACGGAUGAUGGCGGCCGGCGCGGCCAUAGCCCUGGCCCUGUGGCUACUCCUGCCAGCAGUAGGAGUGGGAGAGGCGGGGCCGCCGCCCAUUCAGGACGGCGAGUUUACAUUUCUGCUUCCCGCAGGGAGGAAGCAAUGCUUUUACCAGUCCGCGCCGGCCAAUGCUAGUUUAGAGACCGAGUACCAGGUGAUUGGAGGUGCGGGGCUGGAUGUGGACUUCACCUUGGAGAGCCCUCAGGGUGUGCUGUUGGUCAGUGAGUCUCGAAAGGCUGAUGGGGUGCACACGGUGGAGCCUACUGAGGCUGGGGACUACAGGCUAUGCUUUGACAAUUCCUUCAGUACCAUCUCAGAGAAGCUAGUGUUCUUCGAGCUCAUCUUUGACAGUUUGCAGGAUGAGGAAGAGGUGGAAGGUUGGGCUGAGGCUGUGGAGCCAGAGGAGAUGCUUGAUGUCAAAAUGGAAGACAUCAAGGAAUCCAUAGAGACGAUGAGGACCCGGCUGGAACGGAGCAUCCAGAUGCUGACUCUGCUACGAGCCUUUGAGGCACGUGAUCGGAACCUUCAGGAAGACAACCUGGAGCGGGUCAACUUCUGGUCAGCUGCCAAUGUGGCUGUGCUGCUGUUGGUGGCUGUCCUGCAGGUCUGCACACUCAAGCGCUUCUUCCACGACAAGCGUCCUGUACCCACGUAGCCCCGGCCACGGAGGAUGAGUCAAACAGUGGAGGCCUCCCCAGACUCAGAGAGGACCCCGUGUAUCCAUCCCUUCCUGGUGAGCAGGGAGUGCAAGUGGAUUGCAGACCCUUUGGAUGGGGAGGCUCAGCACCAGUGCCUGUUCGUCGGAAGCUGAAGUGUUAGGCGCAGCGGUGUGGGGCUAUAUGGCUCACAGAUGCCCUGGCUUCUCCUGAUAUCGUGCCUUAGCUUAAGUCUUCCAGCCAUCAGGAUGGGUCAAGCUGUGCAGCUGCCCCUGGCCCUUACCCCAGCUGGACACACCCCACCCGUAAUGUCUCUGCUCGCUCCUGGGGAGAAGCCUACUUUGCUAGGGUCUGGGAAGGAGACACACCUGCAGAGUUCUUGCCAGGACAGUCACUUUUAUUUGAUAGGAAAGAGCCCUGGCUCCUCGGCCCAGUGGGAGCCAGCUGGUUGGGGGGACUGAUGACAGAACUCCAAGAGGAACCCUUCCUUCUCUCUGGGUGCAGCCCACCAGAGUCUACCUACAAGCCUCAAGGAACAAAGGGCAUCUGUCCUGGGCACUGGGGUCAAUAAAUUAUGGUCAGAAAAAUUAA